Fulmarus glacialis (Northern fulmar) is the source of this 1905-nucleotide messenger RNA. RefSeq names its product AKNA domain containing 1 (gene AKNAD1). NCBI's taxonomy places the organism in Eukaryota, Metazoa, Chordata, Aves, Procellariiformes, Procellariidae. The coding region runs from base 1 to 1905 and encodes 634 amino acids. The record is from RefSeq and is a predicted model, not a curated record. The transcript is spliced from 11 exons.
AUGAAUAGUUCAUUUUCAGAUGAAUUAGGCUGUAUCACAGAUGCAACUGAUGAGGAACAAAAUGACUUACCUUAUGAUGGAGAUGUAGGAAUAACCUGUAAAUACAAUAAUAAUUCAGAUAAUUUGAAUGACUGUACUUGUACAAAAGAUACUUCUGGUAUUUUAAACUUAGCCUGUUCUGAAGUUAACAAAAACAUAAAAGCAACAGCAAAUUAUGAAACUCAUUCACAGCCUGAAGAAUUCUCCAGUCACCACAGAGACGCCAUAGGAACAACAGGAAUUUCAGCUGAAACGCCUGGAAGUGAAGCUUCCUUUAAGAAAGAAUUACCUGUUAGUAGUUUUAGUAAAUCAGAUAGCAAAGAACAUCUAACUCACUCAAAAAUGUCCAAUGUCCUUUUGCGUCAUUUCUCUCAGGGAGAGUUAACAAGCACAUGCCAGUUAAUUGAAUGUGAGACAAUACCAGAGACAUCCUUUACUGAAAGUAUCGAUGACACCGUGAACAAACCCAAGCGUUCAGAACAUGACAAAGGCCCUUUAGCACAUGAACAGCGGGCAACUAACUUUGAAGAAUAUCACUUAGAAAAGCACAAGGAAAUAAACACUGAGCUCAAAUAUGGCCAAGGUCAAGCUCACUAUUGCCUUCCUGACUCCUCCGAAGUUGCUUCAGAAGUUAAAGUACCAAAAAGAAGUGACAAUAUUAACUCAGUUCCUACAACUGAAAGAGCAAAAUCCUUCCCUGUUUUGCUAAGUAAAUCAGUAAUUGUGAAUAACAUUCUAGAAAAUAAGAACUAUUUCAAUUCUGCUGAAGUAGAGAAUCAAGAAGAAAUGAGAAUUCCAGAACUGUUGCAACAGCCAGAGAUACUUCGUCAGUCAGAUUUUCCAAAUGCCAGCAUUGCCAUUUACUCAGGAGACACUGGGACAUCCUCUGAAGUCUUUACAUUACAUGCUUCUAUCCCCACACAAUCUAGAUGUGGUUUGUCUAAAGCAAGAUUACAGUGUGGAACAACAGCAUCAGCAUUACCAGCAGCUGGUACAGUAGAAGCACACUGUCUAAAUCCUUCUGAUUUACUGCCACAACUAACACUAGGAGAAAAGAUGUCUCAAGUACUAAAGGAUCAGACAGAUCAACUGAUAAAGAAAGUGGAAGACUUCACUAAGCGUAUGACCCAAGAGACAUUCCUUUUACAAGACAACCAUCUGGCAUUAAAUCAAUUGAAAAGACACCUCAAGGCCUUGGAAAGGAAUUACUUAACAGCUAGAGAAGAGCACCGUAAUUUAGAGCUGCAGAACUACAAGGACAAGUCUAUCAACAUCGGAAAGUUUGAUCCUGAAAGAAAGGUGGAAGGGGAAAUAUUUAGACUUGGCAUGCUGCUUGAAGACAUCCAAGAACAAACUGAUGAUAGCAAGUGCAACUCAUCUUCUUUGCUUACUUCCUGUGAAUCUGCCCAUUCAUCAUACUCUCUUUGUGAGAUAAUUGAUACAGGCAGCGAUUCAGAAGACAUCUCAGCCUAUGAUUCUUAUAAUGAUUCACAAAGCGAGGCACUUGUGAACUGUGAGACUGAAAAUUACAAAACAUUCAAUACAAGAUUAUGUGGAGAGAAAAAAGGCAAAACUUUGAGGCUGCCAAAACCUGCUAUUCAAGCACACAUGAUAAAAUUACCCUUUCACAUCAAUACUUACCCAGCAAGAAGUCUGCCCGAAGCAGAUCUGCAAUCGACAUCAGAAACAGAAAUGCCAGUGAUUCCAAUGCAAAUUAUAAACAAGGCUAUAUUUUAUUCCCAACAGAUUUUAAGUUCUACUCUGGAUCAUGCCAUACAGAUAGCAAACAGUUUGAAGAAAGCUACAGAACGAAUGGUGCGAGCAGUUUCAGAAGAUCUAGCUAAAGUUAAAAGAAAACAGCUUUAA